Messenger RNA from Penicillium atrosanguineum, 1062 nucleotides. RefSeq lists its product as uncharacterized. Bases 1 to 1062 code for a protein of 353 amino acids. The record is from RefSeq and is a predicted model, not a curated record. The transcript has a single exon. NCBI's taxonomy places the organism in Eukaryota, Fungi, Ascomycota, Eurotiomycetes, Eurotiales, Aspergillaceae.
AUGUGCAAGUACACCUACCACCAUUUUCCGAUUUGCGGACACAUCUCCAACUGGACUGUCGUCAGCUGUCUAGACCUGACCCACCAGGUCCGUACACUAGGUCAGCGGCAGGGUCUGACUUGCGACCGGGUCGAAGUCAAGCACAAAUUCAACCGAAAGGCCAGCGGGACCCCCUGUGUCCAAUGUGACAGAGAAUGGUGCGAUGCUGUCAGCCACGACACCAUGGAUGACUGGCUGAACCAAAAUGACAGCACCAUAGAGGGUAUUAAUGCAGACCGACCUCUGUUCGAGUACUCCGUUCGCAUAAACCCUCAUGCGAGCAGUGAUCCAGCUGAGUAUUUCCCGUCCAGCCGUGACACAGACGAGCAGUCUGAUGUGUUUGCAGAUUCCAACUUCGCCGUUAGACCUAGUCCGUCUAACUCUCCAGGUAACUGUAUUGAAGACCACGGUGGCUUCGUAUCCCCCUCUCCGAUUUUCAGCACCAGAAGUUCGGUGUUCACUCUUUCUACCACCGACAAGAGCACAACUUCGGAUCCUAACAGCAGUGAUUGGGAGACUCACGAAUCAUCCGACUCACGCCUUCAUAGGCAUAUUCGCAUUCGCUACCGACGGCCGAUGCUUGAUUGGAAAUUGGUGAACUCUGACUGUGAUCGAGUGCCCACUGCUUCCCUGCCUAGGAAAUCGCCACAAGAUAGCCCAGACAGCCCUAAUACGUCUAGCAUGUUCAGUGAGACUGGGUUCUUUAGUAUCUCUAGCCACCCUAGCAGCCCCACUUUCCCGAACAGCUUUGCAGAGUAUGUGUUGACGGAAAUUCUAUCUGACAAUAGCGCCUCAAUGCCCUAUGCGCGUCUUUCCGAGGGCAUCGCUCCUAUUGCUCUAUAUGAUAUUGGGUACAGUAGUGAAGAGAGCCAGCAACAGGGGCAUUCAUCUCCAGCCAGUACAUCAUCAGCCAGUUCGUCGUCAGCUAACUCGGACAUGAGCGCUUCUCCACAGCGUUUUCGGUCAGCAAGGGGCCGAACUAGGACUCCGUACCCACGCGUGGCUUCCAAGGCUUCUAGGUAG